UCGGUGGCGGAGGGGAUGGAAUUCUCGCGAGAAUACAGCUUAGGGGCCCGGAUGUCUCGCGAGGCCUGGACCGCCUGGAGACGGUGAAGAAGGGGGUUACCCUGAGUGGAGGCAUUUGAUUUGGGAGGGGAAGAGCCCAGAGCUCCGGGCUUUUUCCCCAUGGAGGAGACGGACUCGGAGGGGCUCCAGACCAAGGUUGUUGAAAACCAGCCCUACGACGAGAGCUUAGAGAUUAAUGACUCCGAAGAGGUGGCGAGUGUUUAUACUCCAACCCCGCGACAACAAGCUCUUCCUCGGUCUGCCCGCGUCCCGGCCAGUACCCUGACUGACAACAGCAGCGAUGAGUUUGAAGAGGAGAUUAACAAGGUCCCGAGGGAGGGAGUCCCCCAGCCCCCAGGCCACAGAGGCAAAGACACGGACCCCAUCCCUCCCACCCCAUCCCGAGGACCGCAGCGGGUGGGCUGGUACCUGGGGAGCCAGAAGCUGAGAAAGGAGAAGAAGGUGAUGACCCAGCGGGGAUUUAGCGACGACGAAGACGAAGACUCAUCCGAGACCGACUCGGACUCGGACGACGACGACGAACACGGGGCCCCGCUGGAGGGGGCCUAUGACCCAGCUGACUACGAGCACCUGCCCGUCUCCACCGAGGUGAAAGAGCUCUUCCAGUACAUCACCCGGUACACGCCCCAGCUGGUCGACCUGGACCACAAACUGAAACCCUUCAUUCCAGACUUCAUCCCGGCCGUCGGGGACAUUGACGCCUUCCUGAAGGUCCCGCGGCCCGACGGGAAGCCGGACAACCUCGGCCUGCUGGUUUUGGACGAGCCGUCUACCAAGCAGUCGGACCCCACCGUGCUGUCCCUCUGGCUGACGGAAAACUCAAAGCAGCACACCACCACGCAACAGGUGAAAGUGAAGAGCUUGGAAGACCCGGAGAAGAACCCCAAAGCCAUCGACAUGUGGAUCGAGAGCAUCAGCGAGCUGCACCGCUUCAAACCCCCUGCUACGGUGCACUAUACCAGGCCCAUGCCCGACAUCGACACGCUGAUGCAGGAGUGGUGCCCGGAAUUUGAGGAGCUCCUGGGCAAGGUGAACCUGCCCACCGCUGACAUCGACUGCAGCCUGGCGGAGUACGUCGACAUGAUCUGUGCCAUCCUGGACAUCCCCGUCUACAAGAGUCGGAUCCAGUCUCUCCACCUGCUUUUCUCCCUCUACUCCGAGUUCAAGAAUUCCCAGCACUUCAAAGCCCUGGCCGAAGGGAAGAAAGCCCCUUCCCCUCCGUCCACCACCCCCUCCCAGGCCGGUGACGAGAUGGCGAGCUUCACCUGAGCCCCCGCGUCUUCGCCCGGGACCCCCAGAGCGAUGCCUCCACACCGGGGUCGGCCUCGGGCCAGGGAGAGAGCCGCCCCCGGCCUUCACCCUCUCCCCUCCCGGCCCGGAGCUCUCCUCCUGCCCCGGACUGGGUUUCCCCGGUGUCCGGUACCGAUCCCGCGGGUGGACGUCUGGAUCGGUAGCCAGGGGACCGAGAGUCGGGGCCCAAC
Molecule: messenger RNA, 1541 nt
Organism: Tachyglossus aculeatus (Australian echidna)
Lineage: Eukaryota; Metazoa; Chordata; Mammalia; Monotremata; Tachyglossidae
Gene: IFT46
Product: intraflagellar transport 46
Exons: 13
Coding region: 160-1329 (389 amino acids)
Biological process (GO): intraciliary transport; cilium assembly
Cellular component (GO): intraciliary transport particle B; motile cilium; centrosome
Source: RefSeq, a predicted model, not a curated record